This is a messenger RNA of Onychostoma macrolepis, 2466 nucleotides long. RefSeq names its product ribonucleotide reductase M2 b (gene rrm2b). Gene Ontology annotation, cellular component: cytosol. The transcript has 9 exons. Bases 105 to 1154 code for a protein of 349 amino acids. Lineage: Eukaryota; Metazoa; Chordata; Actinopteri; Cypriniformes; Cyprinidae. Gene Ontology annotation, biological process: deoxyribonucleotide biosynthetic process. The record is from RefSeq and is a predicted model, not a curated record. Gene Ontology annotation, molecular function: ribonucleoside-diphosphate reductase activity, thioredoxin disulfide as acceptor.
GGAGCUAGUCGCGUGUUGUUCACUGCUUCAGGAGCUAGUUCUCAAUGACAGACGAUGGAGCGAGAUCACAGCUUCACAGCUGCUGACCAAAGACGAUUAUAACCAUGAACUCCGGUAUAAGCAACACUCCCGCGAACAUUAUGGAAUAUCAGAAUGGUCACAAAGAUGUUGACACAAACAGUGUGGAAGACGAACCCCUUCUCAGAGAAAACCCAAAGCGAUUUGUCAUUUUUCCUAUUCAGUAUCCCGACAUCUGGAAAAUGUACAAACAAGCUCAGGCUUCAUUUUGGACAGUUGAGGAGGUGGAUUUAUCAAAGGACUUGGUUCACUGGGACAGGCUGAAGUCAGAAGAGAAACACUUCAUAUCCCAUGUACUUGCUUUCUUUGCAGCAAGUGAUGGGAUAGUCAAUGAGAACCUGGUGCAGCGGUUCUGUCAAGAGGUACAGAUCCCAGAAGCUCGCUCCUUCUACGGCUUUCAAAUCCUCAUAGAGAAUGUGCACUCCGAAAUGUACAGCAUGCUUAUCAACACCUACAUAAGGGAUCUAAAAGAGAGGGACUAUUUGUUUAAUGCAGUUCACACCAUGCCUUGUGUAAGGCGGAAAGCAGACUGGGCCUUACAGUGGAUCACUGACACAAAAUCAACUUUUGGAGAGCGAUUAGUAGCAUUUGCAGCAGUGGAAGGCAUCUUCUUCUCUGGAUCAUUUGCUGCUAUCUACUGGUUGAAGAAAAGAGGGCUGAUGCCCGGACUCACCUACUCCAAUGAACUCAUCAGCAGAGAUGAGGGUCUGCACUGUAAUUUCGCAUGUCUGAUAUACAGCUACUUGGUGAAGAAACCGUCUGCUGACAGAGUGAAAGACAUCAUCACGAAAGCUGUGAGCAUUGAACAGGAGUUUCUCACAGAGGCCUUACCCGUCAAUUUAAUCGGGAUGAACUGCUCUCUCAUGAAGCAAUACAUUGAGUUUGUGGCUGACCGGCUGCUAACAGACCUAGGAUUGCCCAAAGUUUACAAGUCAGAAAACCCUUUCGACUUCAUGGAGUCCAUUUCAUUGGAGGGAAAAACAAAUUUCUUUGAGAAGCGAGUGGCUGAAUACCAGCGACUUGGAGUGAUGUCAAAUGUGAUGGACUGUGAAUUCACUCUUGAUGCAGAUUUCUAACGAUGAACUAGAAGAAAUAUUAUUUAUUUUUGGGACAGUUUCAUUAUGUUCUGCAGAAAAACUUUUUUUUGCUUUUAAGUCCAAGAAGAAAGUAAACAAUAAACUGUAGACUUUUUAGGUUUUGUUUUAAUUUGGUUUCUUUUUUUUUCAUUGAACAAGAGUAAAACGUUUACAAUUUCAAAGAUGUUUUAGGUCUUUUUACAUUUUACUUGAUUACUGUACCUAAGUAUUAGUUUGGGGUUUAUUUGUUAUUCAUGCAACUACAAUUUAAACUGACUACUUGUACUUUUACUUGAAAAAACAGUACUUUAUACGCCUGACAAUUCUAUUUUAACUUUUAUUACAGAAUUACUUGUUACAUUUUUUACAAUUUUACUUUCUUUUACACAGUAAUCAGGUAAGUUUUAGCUUCACUUGUAACUUUCAUCAGGGAAAUGUCUGGCUUCAAUUUUUUUAAGCCAGUUAAAUUAAUUAUUUCUGUCCAUUUUUAUACAACUGUUAGCUGUCUGUGCAAAAUAAUAGCUGAAUGCACAAGAUUGAAUGCAAAUAAAAUCAAUAAUGAGAUUUUAAAUACUGUUAAUAUUUGGUAGUCAUGAUCGCUUUGUAUUUAUUAAAUGUUACAAAUCUCCAAAAAUACUGGAUAAUGGAAAAUAGAUAAGUGGUAUUAUAAUUAUAUACGGAGUAAAAAUUUAUUAUUUUUUAAUCUAAAUAAUUACAUGAUUUGCCUAUUAAUUAAAGUAAUGAAUCACAAUCAAUCACAUACCAAUAUUUAAGAAAAUAAAUGCCCCAAAUAAACAAUAAGAAAAGCUAAAUUGUUGCAAACAAUAGAAUUGAAUAGAAAGCAUAUACAUGUGGGAUGGCAUGAGAGUGUAAAGGAUGGCGUAUCUCUUUAAGGGUUGUAUUUUUUGUUGUUCUACUGUGCUGCAUAUUAACUGAUGUUUUGUCCAUUGUGUUUUUCCCCCUUUACCAAACCUUGGUAUCUAACUAAAACUUUGUAAGAAUUCAAUAUGAUAAAACAAGAAUGUUCUCUCUUAUUUUUAAGGUUACUUCUACUUUAAUACUGGAGUACUAUUUAAAGUUGCACGUUUCUGCUUUUAAAGUAAAAUUUUCACUCAGUAUCUGUACUCGGGUAUAAUUCUGAGUUUUUACAUCUCUGUAAUUAGCCUGUAAGUUAUAGGCUACAACGAAUUUGUCUGGGUGCAAGUGGAAACCCUGCAAACAACAUACAGGGAAGAAAAGAAAUAAAUAUAUAAAUGUCUGUAAAUUUAUUAAAAAGAAAAAAAAACUGAAAUAUCACAUUUACAUACGUUUU